Molecule: messenger RNA, 1958 nt
Organism: Vigna umbellata (rice bean)
Lineage: Eukaryota; Viridiplantae; Streptophyta; Magnoliopsida; Fabales; Fabaceae
Gene: PHT4;3
Product: phosphate transporter 4;3
Biological process (GO): transmembrane transport
Cellular component (GO): plastid
Molecular function (GO): phosphate transmembrane transporter activity
Source: RefSeq, a predicted model, not a curated record
GGUAAUUCAAUAUUCUUUAAACUGACACUUAAAAAAAAUGAUCAAACGAAGGCCAUUAGCGUAAUUGUGAACCACCGCACCAACCAACUCAAUUCAGUUACUCACUGAAACCUUCCACCGACCGCGGCCAUGGCUGCGCUGUCCUCCGCCAUUGCUUCCGCCGCCAAACCCUUCUCGCUGCCCCAAACCCGCUGCGCCGGAGUGGCGGCGCUCCACUUUCCCAAACCUCACUUCAAGAAGAAGGAAUUCAACUUCGCCGAAGUUUCACUCUCACUCCGUUCUCUUCCCCGUCUUCGUGUUUCCUCCAACGAUGCUCACUUCAACUCGAGGUCCGAGGAGAGCCAACAGCCACAGCCGAGUUUCGCAGAGUUCAUCACUUCGGAGAGAGUCAAAGUGGUGUCCAUGCUGGCCCUCGCCCUUGCCCUCUGCAACGCCGAUCGCGUCGUCAUGUCCGUAGUCAUCGUGCCAUUGUCCCUUGCCAACGGGUGGAGCCGAGCCUUCGCCGGAAUCGUCCAGUCGUCUUUUUUGUGGGGGUAUCUGGCUUCUCCUAUAGUUGGAGGGAUGUUGGUGGAUAACUACGGUGGCAAAGUGGUAAUGGCUUGGGGAGUGGCCUUGUGGUCACUUGCUACUUUUCUUACGCCUUGGGCUGCUCAGACCUCUCUCUUGGCUCUCCUAGUCGUUCGUGCUAUGCUUGGCGCUGCUGAAGGUGUCGCUCUUCCUUCCAUGAAUAACAUGGUUGCCAGAUGGUUUCCAAAAACAGAACGAUCAAGGGCUGUCGGAAUCUCGAUGGCUGGGUUUCAGCUUGGAUGUGCAAUAGGGCUCACACUUUCUCCCAUUCUCAUGUCGCAAGGUGGUAUAUUUAGUCCCUUUGUGAUUUUUGGACUGUCUGGUUUUCUUUGGGUGUUGGUGUGGUUGUCAGCAACGUCUAGCACUCCUGACCGGAGUCCUCAAAUAUCAAAAUAUGAGCUGGAGUAUAUAUUAAAUAGAAGGCAGACGUCUUUUCCAGUGGAGACAUCUAAGUCCAAGAAAGUUAAAGUGGUCCCUCCUUUCAGGCGCUUGCUUUCAAAGCUGCCAACAUGGUCUCUGAUCGUUGCUAAUGCCAUGCACAGUUGGGGUUUUUUUAUUGUUCUUUCAUGGAUGCCCAUAUACUUCAGCUCGGUGUAUCGUGUGGAUCUCAGACAUGCAGCAUGGUUUAGUGCAGUUCCAUGGGCUGUGAUGGCUAUCAUGAAUUACCUUGCUGGUUUGUGGUCGGAUAUGAUGAUACAAAGUGGUAUAAGUGUCACUUUGACUCGGAAGAUUAUGCAGACCAUUGGUUUUGUUGGUCCUGGACUCUGCCUCAUUGGCUUAGCGACAGCAAAAAGCCCCUCAGUUGGCUCUGCUUGGCUUACUUUAGCUUUUGGCCUGAAAUCUUUCAGUCACUCUGGCUUUCUUGUGAACCUUCAGGAGAUUGCACCACAGUACUCUGGUGUUUUGCAUGGAAUAUCGAAUACUGCUGGAACAUUGGCUGCUAUUAUAGGAACAGUUGGAGCUGGGUUUUUUGUUGAGCUAGUCGGUUCCUUCCCAGGAUUUUUGUUGCUUACAUCGUUCCUUUAUUUUCUUGCUGCUCUUUUCUACUGCCUAUUCUCUACUGGAGAAAGAGUAAAUUUUGAUGAUCCUGCUGUUGUCUGAGAGUGGUGGAAGUUACUGUAUCAUGUACAGUUCAAUUUCUUGUAUGCCAAAGGAGAUAGCCGAAGAAUGACAGAGAUGGUUACGUGUUCUAACCAUCACGGUUGUGAAGUGUAAAACAGAUACUAACCAUCUACAUAGUGUAAAAUGAUCUAUAUAUAGUUUGCUUUUUGCUUUCCCAUUUGUAUUGACAUAAAGCAUUUGGAGUUUUUAGGUUUUUUGUGUUCCGAGAAUGAAUUUAGAAAAAGAGAAGAAAAAAAGUACAGUAAAAAGGUUUAUUUUCUGAUCUUGCU